CAGUUUGUCUGACAUGUAGAUAUGUGCGGAUAACAUUGCUUUAAUAUUAUUCUGUUAACUUUUAUUCUCAAAUCGUUAUUACUUAUAGAUUUUCAUAUUUAUUUUUUGUUGGAAGCAUACUUUAAAAUUUUAAUCUAUAUUUAUAUUUAAUAAGAAUCCGAAAGGAAAGGUUUUGUUACCUCAAUUAGAUCUCUAAUCCUGGCCUUACUACAUGGACAUUAGACAUCCAUAUUUAUGUCCGGUAUCUUUAUAGUAAUAUUCGUUUGUUAUGUUUCCAGGACAUGCUAAAUCAAUUUGAUGAGUAAUUAUGUUCUCUUAUGGAUUGCUUUGCAAAUGUGCCUGCUUAAUUGGCACUCCAAAAGUCAGAAAGAAGAUGCAGCUUUGGAUUAAAUAAUUUUGUACCAGUUUAUGCUAAAGAAUAGAAGGAGGUGUGGAGAACUGACAUUUUCUUUGACAAGUCAGUUGGUCCUUUGACACUUCCACUAAACAUUUUCAGGAUUAUUUCAAUCACGGAGCAUAUAUAAAACUAUAGUUUACUGUUAACUGUUCCUUGAAACGUAAAAAAAAUGCCUUUUCAAGGAUUACCUUGGACAGAGUUCAUUUCCUGCCCUGUUUGCUGUAAAGUGUUCAAUGAAUGUCAGCAAAGGCCCAUUUCUCUAGGCUGUGGUCAUACUGUAUGCAAGUCUUGCAUUCGUAGCAAACUAAAUGAUAACAGGUGCCCAUUUGACCAGAUAGUACUACCCAGUGAUGUGGAUAAGCUGCCAGCUAAUUUUGCUCUGAUGCAUUUGGUUGGUGCUGCUGUUCCUGAACAAGAGAAGGAAGCUGUAAAAACAGUUUCAGAUAAUCCCAAGUCAUAUGAACAAGCUAGAAAAUGUAUAGAAGAAAUGGCUGUGCAUCUAAAACCUUUGGCAGAGAAUGCAUCUGAUGAUGACAGUUCAAUCUGCAGCGAAACAGAUCAACAGAAGACUAGUCAAAGUCCUUCUGGCAUGAAUGGAAACAAUUUACUCAAUAAUAACACAAAGUGUGUUUUAAGUCGCCCAAUGCAACGCAAGCUUAUCAGUUUAAUUCACUGCCAGCUUCUUGAGGAGGAAGGUCGUUCACGAGCUGCUAGAAUAGCCCGAUCAUUAGGGGAGAGAAUCGUGUCUGAGCUUCUAGUGCUACACCAGUAUCCACACCAGCUUUCUGCAAAUCUUUGGGCAGCAGUACGAACAAGAGGGUGUCAGUUUCUUGGACCAGCAAUGCAGGAAGAGGUGUUAAAGUUAAUAUUAUUGGCACUUGAAGAUGGCUCAUUUUUAUCUCGUAAAGUCCUGGUGUUGUUUGUUGUUCAGCGAUUAGAAUCUAGAUACCCUCAGGCGUCAAAGACAGCCAUUGGUCAUGUAGUUCAGCUACUCUAUCGAGCAUCAUGUUUUAAGGUUUUGAAACGUGAAGAAGAAUCAUCUUUGAUGCAACUGAAAGAAGAGUUCCGUCAGUAUGAGUCACUUCGUAGAGAACAUGAUUCCCAGAUAGUACAGAUUGCCAUCGAGGCAGGUUUGAGAAUUUCACCAGAACAUUGGUCUUCAUUGUUGUAUGGAGAUACAGCUCACAAGUCUCACAUGCAAUCAAUUAUUGAUAAGCAUCAAAGUCCACAGUCCUUUGCACAAAGCAUAACAGAACUGAUGUCAACAUUACAGAGAAGUAGCGACCACAGUGGUCUACUUAAACUUCAGCCUCAGUUGGAAUUUCUUUCUAACAUUGAUCCUGGUGCAGACUGUCCUGCGCCCUCUUGGGAAAACUUGGAGGCAAUCAUGCGUUCACUCAAUACUGUGAUGACCUCAUAUGUAGAGUUUCUGUCAAAUCCUGAUCAUCGAUCUAGAUUGGAGGCUGCACCCAUACAAAAUACAAGAUAUAAAACUUCCAUGUGCAGAGACUUCUUUUCAGCUCGUGGAACUUGUCCCAGGGGAAAUACUUGCACAUUUGCACAUUCACAGGAAGAACUAGAAAGAUACAGAUCUAGAUCUAGAAGAAAUGGAAGCAGAGGUCCAGCUUGUACUACAGAUAAGACGUCCUCUUUUUUAACCCCUUCAGAAAGUGAUCAACUUCGGCAAGUACAGCUGAUGUCUAAACUCAAAAUGGAAGCCAACAGUCCUGGAAUCAAAUCUUUGAGCUUGCUGGGUAAAUCACAUUCUGUGGCAAGCUUGUUAGAUGGCAAACCUGCAUCUGUCUGUCUCCACGAAUCUUUGCCUUUGAUAAAUAAACUAGCUGCAGAGAAAUGCACUUUAAUGCCUCACCAGAAGAUGUCUUUACAAACCAAUGGAGUUCUGGGUCAUGGGGACGGUCGACUUAUUUCUAAACCACUUGAUCCAGAGAAGCCACCAUUUAUUCCACCUGGUUUAACUACUCCACAGAGGAUGUAUGGGCCACCAACCAUGGACUCACUUUCUGACUGUAAUGGUAUACCGCCACUGAUACCACAGACAUGCUAUCCAUCAGCUCACAUCAAUGGUGCUUAUCCCCACAGUCCUCAGCUGCAUUCAUCUCUUCCUCCCACCCCUUUCCCCGGUAGCCAUGUCAUGCCACCCCCAUUUCCACUCCCACCUAUGUCAGUCAGCUCCUCUGUGAGACACAUGCACCCCCAUGUUUCCCCACCUAUGGCAAAGGGAUCUGCGCCCCUUAGUUCUGCCCCAAUACCACUGAACACAAGGUCAUCAUUUGGUCAACCUCAAAGUGAUUGCUGUCAAGUAUCUCCCCCUGAUCUUACCAGAGGGAGUGCAGAGGCUGCUUACUGUACUGGUAGUGUAGCCCUUGAAAGUUGUGAUUCAUUGCUGCAGAACUUGCCACCCCAUCAGUUGGGAAGAUACAACUCUCAGGGAGGAAGUCUUGAACAUCUAAAUCUGCGCAAGCAAGAGAUUCUGUCCUACCUCCAGGAUUCUACUUUCACUGAUGCAUCAUCUACUGCAUAUGGUUCUGUUAACACAGUUGGUGUUUCUGCAUUCAGUGACUUGAAGAAUGUUCUUGGUGGCACCAUCAAAAAAAGAGUGACUAUGCCUACUCACGUCUCAGAUAUGUAUGUGGCAACUCGUACAACCAGGUCAUUGGAAGAUUUAAUGAAUGAUGACAUGAACUCAUAUCAAAUGAGAUGGUCUAAUGGAGAUGAUAAUUUUACUGUACCUAUAAGUGGCAUUGCUUCUGAAAUGCCCUAUGAUUCACUGGCUAGGGGUCCACCUCUAGAUAGUAGCACAACCAACAGCAUCUCUUUCACCAUGGCUGCAGUAUCUAACAUAGAGAGUCUGUUUGAGACAGCUGGCACUAGCAAGCUAUACAGUCCUGAGGAUCAAGAUGUACCAUCUACUGGUGUAGGAGAUGCUGAAUUCAGCAGUUUUCCAAGAGAUGAUGGGGAUGAAAACUUUAUUCCCUUUGAACACACGUCUGUCUCCAAGUUUGGACCUAUAUCUCGUUUGAAUAGAAUGAAAAUGGUGAACUCUGCUCCUGUUCAAGUCACUGCAGAUUCUUAUAAACAAGUCAACCCAGUCUUGAUGACCAAUCCUAUGGAUAGGCCAUUAGCUACUACGAUGACAGUGCCCAGUAGAUUUCCCACUCCAACUACAAAAGAAGGUUUAGAUCUGUCUAUGCGUCCAGCUUCAUCCUAUUGCAAUAAAAGCCAGCUGCUGACUAACUACAACAAUGUUAUGAAAAGUAGAGGUCAGAGCAGCCUGACAGAAACUGAACGAUUAGCUUUUGAAUUACAGGCGAUUGAGUUUGAGAUAUCUAAGAAAACUGGCAGAGAACCUGAGACAGUUGGCAAGAUAAUUCAAAAUGCUGUGGGAAGUAACCACAAUGCUGUGAUAGAACAAGAAAAGAUCAAGAAAGCUAAUGAUCAGAAAGCAGUACAACAAAUGGUGGAUAACUUCAGCAGAUCUUGGCCAGGUCUGAAGAAGGAAGUAUCCAGAGAGAAGUAAUGGUAGACAUCUCAUGUUUGCUUUGAAAUGUUCACUAGCUGAACCAUAAGUUAGUUUGUACAAUAGAUUUUUUUGUAUCAGGUCAUUUACAUGGAGUACCAAAACUGUGUUUUAUCUUCUUAUAAUAGAUGGACUUGUAAUCUAUUAUUAUGUAUGCACCAUCACAGCCAAUUCUUUGUUCAUUUAUAUAAUAUAAAUAAUGUGGUAUGAUUGAUCUUUGUGAAUCUCUUCAUAUUGAAGAUUAAUUUUGUUUCAUUUAGCAAUAACAUCUCUCUUUUGAGCACAUUUUUGUUUUACCAUUAGAUUCAGCUUGUAAUAUCAAGUCUUAUUAUUUGAUGUCUGGUAGGUGGUGCUUGUUAAACCACUCGCACAAACUAAUUCAUUUAGAGUUCAUUUUAAUAGUUUUAGUCUAUGAAUAGGAGAUGUUUACAUACAGUUCAUAUGGUGAUUGAUUGGUCUCAUACACACUUUUCCCCUGUAUAAUGAUUUAAUACUUAGAUUAGCUUAGAGCUUUCCUUGCUUAGUUUCACAGGCUUAGGCAUUCAGGGCACUGGAAUGUAAUAUAUCCAAUUACAAGUUGUGAUAUAUUGUAUGCAACACAACAGUGAUAGACACAGUAUGUGCCAGGUGUAUGGGAAGUCUCUUAUUGUGUCAGCUGUCUGCUCCAAUAGUUAUGCAAAAUGGCAAGCCAGUUCUGGUGGAUAGAUUCUGUUGUCACUAAUUUCAUUACACUGUCGGUUGGGUAUAGAGAUAAAGUAAGAAAGUCUGUAAAAGUAAAGGUCAAUGUUUCAUCCACUUCUAUUUGUCAUGUCAGACUUAGUCAUUAAAUAGAUAUAAUCUUGCCACAGACUUAGUGUCUGCUCGUUUGACUCUCUUGUUACUUGUGUAAAAAUACUUUGUUAUAAUCAUUGGAUUCACUGUGUAGUCAUACAUUGUUAAGAUCCUCGGCUUGUGUAGACUUAUGAUCUUAUGAUUAUGUUGUUUUGAAAUGAACAAAUUAUUUUUCUGUCGAAUAAUUUUGUUUCACCUUGUCAUAAUUGUAAGAAAAACCUAAAUUGAGAUUAUGCAAUUUCACUAAUCAGGGUUGUCCUAACCUAAACAGGGUUGGCUUGACCCUUUCAUCUAUUUUUUUGCUUCUUUGUCUCUAUGAUUUCAGUUUUGUUAACCUUCCCAUUGGAAGACAAUUAAAAGCUUUAAAUGAUUGCUUGGUUUAUUACAGCUAUUUUUUGUGCAUUUUUGUGAGUGCUUAACUCAUUUUUCAUUUUACUUAAAUUUGUUUUUAAUAUACUUGAAUUGGGUUUGCUUGUUGCCUGAACAAAAUUAGCACUACUAAACUAUCCUAUGUAUAGACUAUUGGGAAGCAAAGAAAAAUUAUUUUUGGAACUUAUUGCAGAAGUAUUACUAUAAAUAAAUGUUGUCAACUGGUGAAUGUAUCAAAGAUAUAGGUUGAGAUAGUUAGAGCACUAAUCAAUUCCUGAAACAUUAUCUACCAGCUUUUUAUGAAACUGCCAACUUUACUAAUGGUUUUGUGAACUAGAUCAGAGCUUUUGUUAACUGAAUUAGUUUGUGCAGAAAUGUGUUUUUAGGUGCUGCUGUUGUAAGCAUUUCUAAUCUAAUUAGCUUUAGCCCAUAUGAUGUCAUUGGAUAGAAGGGACAUGGCUGAUUUUGUUGAACUAUAUUUAUAUUGUAAUUGGUAACUUUGGAUAAGGAUUGUGGUAUCAGUUGUUUUCUUAAAUUAUGCAUCUCUUUUGAUUAUAUCAAUCUUCACUUAGAUCUUAGUACUUGUUGAUAUAGACUUGUCAUACAAUGUGAUAACUUUUUGUGUGUAUUGCUAUGAACUACAUAUAAAAAUAGAUCUUAACCUGAUCAUUACUGAGUUUAUGACAAAACUUAAUGCAAUUAUUUUUUUUUCCCUUAUGUGUCCUAGUUAAUUAGCGGCGGUAUUUGUCAGUGACAUGUCAAGCACGAAGUACCACAUAUAGUCCUGCUGCUAGUGCAAGGACACACUCCUCUUUGGGAUGAGAGAAAAAUAAAACUGAUUUUAUUGUAUCAAUACUUUGGUUGGUUUGAAUCUUGAUAUGAUCAGCAGAGUUUUAUCUGCAAAGUUUUGUUCUGUGUUUAAUUUGAUGAAUGAGUGAUUCUAUGAAUCAUUGAGUUUCCAGCCUGUCCAACAGUUGAUGUUGUUCAAUUGUACAAAUAAACAAAUGUUUGCAUUCAAAAUGGUGUAUAUAGAUUGCUUUGUGUUAAGUUAUGUUCAUCAAUUUAAUGUCAGACUAAUAUUAUAAUGAAACAUCUUUCUCUUAUCUAAUGUAUGCUUUGACCUUUUGGUUCUGUAAUCAAUGACAACAAUAGGUGUGACAUCAUGAUGUUUUGCUUUGUUCAUCCCUAUUGAUGUUUGCUCUCUAGCCUAUUGUGCAGUGUACAGAAUUUUUUUUUUUUUUGUGACAACUUGAAAACAAUAAAUACACUCUAAAACAAA
Biomphalaria glabrata is the source of this 6414-nucleotide messenger RNA. Its product is annotated as roquin-1-like. The transcript has 20 exons. Bases 567 to 3935 code for a protein of 1122 amino acids. Gene Ontology annotation, molecular function: metal ion binding. The record is from RefSeq and is a predicted model, not a curated record. Lineage: Eukaryota; Metazoa; Mollusca; Gastropoda; Planorbidae.